Molecule: messenger RNA, 1721 nt
Organism: Mizuhopecten yessoensis (Yesso scallop)
Lineage: Eukaryota; Metazoa; Mollusca; Bivalvia; Pectinida; Pectinidae
Product: probable L-cysteine desulfhydrase, chloroplastic
Exons: 9
Coding region: 98-1372 (424 amino acids)
Source: RefSeq, a predicted model, not a curated record
AUGGCGGACUGACCUUUCCUGGAGUUCUCAGCUAAACCCAGACUGUGAACAUCCGUGUACACUGGUACUCUCCCGUCCCUGAACAGGUUAGCCCACAAUGGGUUCCGAAGAGAUGACAAUGCCUCCAUUCGGACUAGAGUUGAGAGAAAAGGAAUUCUGCAUGAGGAAAGGGUCCAUGUUUCUUAAUCAUGGUUCGUUCGGAAUGGUACCGAGGCGAAUAAAAGACGUCCAGAAAAGCUACAUCGAUAAGAUGGACGAUCAUCCAGAUGACUGGUUCCGCCGGAACAACCUCGGCAAAUGGAAGGCCGGAAGGGACGCUAUCGCCAUGUUUGUCAAUGCUAACCCCGAGGAUGUUGUACUCGUACAGAACGCAACGACAGGGAUAAAUACAAUUUUGAAGUCUCUGAACCUUAAAGAGGGUGACGGUAUCCUAGCAACAGACAACACGUAUCCAGCGAUUCAGUUCACGUGCGAACACGUGAAAACAUCAAUUAACGGAGCGAAGUACCACAUGAUGGGCGUUAAAUACCCAAUAGAGAACGAAGAUGACGUAGUGGACCAGUAUCGACAGUUCCUCUCCUCUAACCCUAACGUGCGCCUGGCGGUCAUAGAUCACAUCACAAGUUCCACUGCCGUGGUCAUGCCCAUCAAGAAAAUCAUUCAGGUGUGUCGAGAGCAUAAUGUCAUGUCUAUGAUAGACGGUGCGCAUGCGCCAGGACAGGUGCCCAUUGAUAUGAAGGACCUGGAUCCAGACUUUUAUACAGGUAAUCUACACAAGUGGGCGUAUACACCGAGAGGAUGUGCUCUCCUCUACGUGAGGAAGGAACAUCACGCCUGGGUCCGCCCCCUAGUCACCUCAUGGUAUUACUUGAAAGAGUUCACGAUGGAAUUCUUCAUGCAGGGAACACGUGACGAUUGUGCUUACGUAACUGUACCCGACGCUCUUCAAUUUUACGAUGACCUUGGAGGAAUGACUGCAAUAACUGGGCACAAUUCCUCUCUCCUGGACAUCCUGACUGAGCGGAUGGUGACGGAAUGGGGUACGGAUAAACUUCCCAUCCCCCGGGACAUGGAAGCCCCAUGUUUGAGAAUGGUCAGGCUGCCGAAAAUGGACGGCUAUGACAUCACGACAGCCGAGGCGUACCGAUUGAUGGACGACCUUUUCUAUGAACACGAUAUUCAAGUACAGCUGUUCUGUGUCCUUGACAGUCUGUUUGUCCGACUGUCCGCUAACGUGUACAACUACGCGGAUGAAUAUAGCGUUUUCAUCAAUCUGAUACGGGACGUGUCACAAAACAAACGACCGAUGUGUCUGGAAAGGAUUUCGGCCAAGAGUUCGGAGAAUUCUGACAUGCCAUUCUCGGCAAAGUAAACAGCUAUACUGAUAUAUCAAAUCUGUCAUAAAAAAGGAUCAUACCAUACAAACUAUAUUUUUUAAACAAUAUGUAUAACAGUGUAGGUGGCGUCAGACAUGUUCUGGCAUUAGACAUAGGCCUAAGCAUUAUGUCAUUUUUUUCCGAAGACACAUCUUUGUUGUGCGUUUCGACAUCAUUCACAUUACCAUUUGAGGUCGGACGCCAUAACAUGAUGUAAUUUUAUCGAAGACACAUAACUUAACCUCCUUCGACGUUUAAUGUACAAGUACGGAACUCUAUGACGUCACAUUUACCGUCACCAAACUUUAUACAUAUGUUAUUUUAUGCGUCGACAAUAAAUAUAUA